GAGGCGUCGUGUCGUUUUCAAAACGAAUACAAUAUUAAGGGUUUCUAUUCUGUAAAGUAUAAAACCGCCUUUGAGUAUAAAUACCAACUAGUUAGGCACCGGUAGUUUGAUGUUACAUAUCGUGUUAUCUGUUGGGCUCUUUUGAGGUAUUUUUGUUGGGGGUAAAGUUGUGUUAUGUCCAAACCAACGAAAUGGCACUUAAAGACAACGAGCCACGACAUCUUCCGAUCUAUCGGCACAAAAGCAAACUGAUUCAGGCUGUCAGAGACAGCACUUUCCUGGUUGUCACUGGCGAGACUGGAAGCGGGAAAACGACACAACUUCCACAGUACCUGCAUGAAGCAGGUUUUUCUAAAGAUGGUAAAAUUGGUAUCACCCAGCCUCGCCGGGUGGCUGCCAUCACGGUGGCUCAGAGGGUCGCGCAGGAGAUGCAAUGCACUCUGGGAAAGGAGGUUGGAUACCAAGUACGCUUUGAUGACUGCACAACGCAAGACACAGUGGUAAAGUACAUGACAGAUGGCUGUUUGCUCCGGGAGGUCUUGGCAGAUCCUGCACUUUCUCAGUACAGUGUUGUGAUACUAGAUGAAGUUCAUGAACGCAGCCUCAACACUGACAUCCUUCUGGGUUUGCUGAAGAAAAUCUUCUGCAACCCUUCCAAGGCAAUUAAGGGACGAUCAUUCCCUUUGAAAGUGGUGGUGAUGUCCGCUACCUUGGAAACUGAUAAACUGAAAGCCUUCCUCUGUAACUGUCCCGUCUUUGCAAUUCCGGGGAGGGUGUUUCCUGUAACCUGCACGUUUGGCUCAGCUGUAGGACCAAAAGAUGUAGAAAGCACUGGUUACAUAAAAGAGGUGGUGAAAGUAGCCUUGGAUGUCCACACUAGUGAAAUGGCUGGAGAUAUUCUGGUAUUUUUAACAGGUCAGUCAGAAAUUGAGCGUGCCUGCGACUUUUUGUUUGAAAAAGCUGAGUGUAUAGACUAUCGCUAUGAUGUGCAGGACCAAACAGUGGAGGGUCUUCUCAUUUUGCCUCUUUAUGGAUCCAUGCCAACUGAUCAACAGAGGCAGAUCUUUCAGCCACCACCUCCAGGAAUAAGGAAGUGUGUUGUGGCCACAAACAUUGCAGCAACAUCUCUCACCAUUGAUGGAAUAAAGUACAUUGUAGACAGCGGCUUUGUAAAGCAGCUUAACCAUAAUUCAAGGGUGGGCAUGGAUGUGUUGGAGGUUGUGCCAAUUUCAAAGAGCGAGGCCCAGCAGAGAGCAGGCCGAGCUGGAAGAACUUCUGCUGGGAAAUGCUUUCGAAUCUAUACCAAAGAGUUCUGGGAGAAAUGCAUGCCUGAAUAUACAGUUCCAGAGAUUCAGAGAACAAGUCUGACUGCAGUGAUACUCACACUCAAGUGCCUCGGUGUUCAUGAUGUGAUUCGGUUUCCUUAUCUGGACUGUCCGGAGGAGAGGUUUAUUCUUGAAGCACUAAAACAGCUCUACCAAUUUGAUGCCAUUGAUAGAAGAGGCAGUGUGACCAAGCUUGGGGAGCUGAUGGUGGAGUUCCCCCUGCACCCUGGCCUCACCAGAGCUUUGCUCAAAGCUGCUUCGUUUGGUUGCCAAGACCUGCUGCUCCCUGUUGCUGCAAUGCUGUCUGUGGAAAACAUCUUUAUCAGGCCAGGUCAGCCUGAGAAUCAGAAAGAGGCAGAUAAGAAACACAAAGCACUGGCUGCAAAGACUGGUGGUAUGAACGACUUUGCCACACUUCUCAAUGUGUUUCAGUCGUGCAAAAGCAGUGACAGACCUUCAGCGUGGUGUAAAGAGAACUGGAUCCACUGGAGGGCGCUGAAGUCAGCCUUUAGUGUGGAGACUCAGCUGCGAGAGAUUCUCCUCCGCCUCCAGCAGAGGAGAGAUUUUCCGAUAGAAACGUAUGAUGGUAAUAAAAACGAGCUCUUCAGACGGUGCCUUUGCUCAGGAUACUUUUCCAAUGUUGCCAGAAGGUCAGUUGGAAAAGUGUUUUGCACAAUGGAUGGCCAUGGAUCUAUGGUUCACAUUCAUCCAUCAUCAUCACUGUUUGACCAGGAGGCAGAGCUGAAUUGGAUCAUCUUCCAUGACGUACUGGUGACCUCACGGGUGUAUGUACGAACCGUAUGCCCUAUUCGAUAUGAGUGGGUGAAGGAUUUAUUACCUAAACUCCACGAAGUGGACGCCUAUGAACUCAGCAGUGUGGCGAGAGAAGAAGUCACAGAUGAGGAGCUGAGGAAAUGGGAAGAAAGAGAAGCUGCCAAAAGAGAACAAGAGGUUUCUACUGAAGAUGUCAUGAAGAAGCUGGAAAAGCGAAACAAUGAAACCACAAUCAGUGAUGCUCGGACACGCUACCUGCAACGAAAGCAACAAAAACAAAGUAAAGCUCCUUGACAGGACUUGGCUAUUAAAGAUACGUUUUAUACCCUGUAUACAGAAUUUUGGAAAUUGCAUCUGAAUAAUAAAGAACAUUUAUUAUAUUGA
Melanotaenia boesemani (Boeseman's rainbowfish) is the source of this 2483-nucleotide messenger RNA. RefSeq names its product DEAH (Asp-Glu-Ala-His) box polypeptide 40 (gene dhx40). Gene Ontology annotation, molecular function: RNA binding; ATP hydrolysis activity. The transcript has 17 exons. Gene Ontology annotation, cellular component: intracellular anatomical structure. The record is from RefSeq and is a predicted model, not a curated record. The coding region runs from base 192 to 2393 and encodes 733 amino acids. Lineage: Eukaryota; Metazoa; Chordata; Actinopteri; Atheriniformes; Melanotaeniidae.